CAGUACGCCGUGUUCUCAAUUCAGAGGCAGUUACCAGUUCUGACUGUUGUGUUGUUGUUUCAGAUCGUUCCUGCUUCCGAAUAAGCAUUAAUGCAACGUGCUGCACUAUAAAUAUACUAGUAGAACUGUAAACGCAAUAAUGGCGAUCACAGACCCAAAGUGAAACUCUAGUAAGAACAAGGGCAGCUUGGCUUUAAACUUUAUCUGUUUCAGAACGUUAAAACAACUAGAUUAGCACAAAAAUAUUAUAGUUCUCUCAUCAUCCCCCUUGACAUCGCCUAUUGUUUUAGUGAAAAAGAAACAUUCCUUACUACAACUGUGCGUAGAUUACAGACGUCUUAAUGCGGUCAUAUUACAAAAAGAGAAAACUUAUUACAAAAUAGUUUUGUCUAUCGUUCUGCAGGUUCAGCUUCCGUAGAGCUUGAUCCUCUCCUUCCAGUGCGCUUACUCUUUGUUGUCCUGCAAUAAGGAAAACAGACUCGUGUUAGUAACGUCACAUGUAAUGAGUUUUCCUACUGUUACAAUUUUAUUUUUCAAUAAUCGCGGUAAUGUAUGUGUAUAUAAGCAAACAACUUUAUCGGUUUCUUUACCAUUGAUGCAGAGAAACAUUAGAUAUAAAUCAUAAAUGUGGAUAUAAAUGAAGUGUGACAAAUGGAGAAAUGGUUGUCUUUAUUUGGUCGUUACAGAAUCACUGAAUCUACAUGUCGCAGUAGAUUCCCCAACAUUAAUCUUCAUCUGUUUUUACAGCGAUUAACACUACUUUGGUCUACUUAAAUACAACCUUCUUCCAUUUGGUUCAACUUAUUCUACAGCUAUAUUUCAGGAAGUCAUGAAUAAUGUAGCCAGUGAACGUAAAAUUGUUGAGAUUUAUCAGAAUGAUCAUACCAUUCAUGGUUCUGAUAUAACAGCGCAUCAUCAGAGACUUAUUGCUUUACUGCACUGGCGAUCACAGAAAAAUAUUAAAGGAAAUACAAGUAGGUGUUCAUUUUGUGUGUCAAGUUUCGAAUGUCUUGGUACGCUUAGUGACAUUAACGGUUCUAAACCAGAUAUGAAACAAUUAGCUUCACUGACAAAUGCAUUCUCCAAAAAGUCUUAUAGAACUAAGUUAACGAGUAGGUGCUCUUUAAUAUCUUUGCUGUUUUAUUCCUAAUUUUUGCUUGUCGUUCAUUUCACAUUUUGACAUCCGAUUCAUAGAAAUGGGGUGGUGAACAUGCGUCAUGCCUACGAAGUUGACCAACGUUUCUUUAAAGUGUCGCUGUUCUUCAAACUUACUCUCUUUGUGUAAUUUCUAUACUUAUUACAGAUGCAUCACAUAUGGGUAUUUGUGGACCUCAGGAGAAACAAGAUUAUCUAGAAACUGAGUGGGCAGCAUAAGCUGCGUUUCGGGUUGUUGAACGCCCACAUAAAUAUUUAUAUAUAAUCAAAUCCACCACUGUUACAGAUUAUCUAACCUUGAAGUUCACUUAUCAUCCUAAAAAAUUCUGAGCACGUUUUCAAGCUACUACAGAUUAACGAUGAAGUAUUGUUCUGAUUGAUUAUGAUCAUGCAAUCCAUCAAAGUGUCAAACAAAUCCAACAUGUCAAUCGUAUAUCUCAAAAACCCUCAAAUAGCCUGUCAAAACUACAGAUUGUUUACCAGUACAACGUCUACCGGUGUGUCAUAUAGAUCUCUAUAGAACAACUCGUUGAUACUUGGAAUGUAUAUUCAUUACCAUACGAAAAUGAUGGAAUGCUAAACUGAAAUGUAAAUCUCCUGAGUUACCCACUGCUCGUCGUGGUAUUUUGUGUUUAAACGAUCGUGAUGUUAUCCCUCCUUGAAUACGCAGUCCUUUCCUUGAAGAUAUUCAUAUUCCAUAUUUGACUGUUGAUCGGAGGUAAAUGCAGAUAUAUGUCAUACAGAAAAUAAUAGUGAGGAAUGUUAUAAUUGAGAAAAUCAUCCUUUGAAGUUGACUCAAUGACCAGUAUCAUUUGAGACCUAACAAAUACUUUAUGUAGAACAUUGUGAUCUAUUUCUUGACAAUACUAUGCACCUGUAGUCAUUAAUCCUCUUUCUAAGUAACCUGAAGCUUUUUCACAACGUCACCAUAUUCUGACUUUGAAAUUCAAGCACCAAGAAACGUUUUCCGUUAAGGUCACCAUGGUACUUGUGACUGAUAACGGUCCUCAUUUUGCUGCAGAUGCAUUUACUACCUGGUUGAACAGUAUAAAGUGCAGAAAUCUAUUCACUGCAUCCAAACACCUUUGUUCUAAUGGUCAGGCAGAAAAUUCUGUCACAAUAUUAAAAACUGCUAUUGAAUCUAUAUCUACUUCAACAUUUAUUGAACUGGAGAAGGGAGUAGAUACAUUUCUACUGCAACAUAGAAAUGCUAAACAUUCUGUCACGAAAAAGAUCCCAUAAAAGCUAUCAUACUAAUGAGUACAUUCCAGAUGAUACAGUGCUUACAUCCAAUACACAGUCUGUCGGAUACACUAUGUACCUAAAGAACUAAAGAAUUAGUGCAUUCGGUAAGAAUUCUCGAAAAAUUGUGAUUUGAGGCACGUAGAACCAGAGGUGUACAACUGGACGUGCUAUAUUUAGAAUUCGUUAUAAGUGAGCGAUCAAGUAAAAAAACUAUUAAUUUGCACAAACAUCAAAGCCUAAACAGUCAUCCCAGUCCCAUACUUAAGAUUAUUAUUGGAGAAUAA
Molecule: messenger RNA, 2684 nt
Organism: Schistosoma haematobium
Lineage: Eukaryota; Metazoa; Platyhelminthes; Trematoda; Strigeidida; Schistosomatidae
Exons: 2
Coding region: 830-1150 (106 amino acids)
Source: RefSeq, a predicted model, not a curated record